GGUAGCCCACGCUCGCGCUCAUCUUGAGGAGCUCCGCUGUUGUGUUGGAUGAAACCUCUGCGUGCUCUAUUGAUCGUAUCUGUGUGUGUCCCACAUAACCUCUCGAAAUCGAUCCUCAGUGUUUGACACCUCUGUCCAGUUCACUUCCUGCAGUUCAUCAGAACGCUCAAACUACAACAGGAUACGUCGUGAUCAAUUGCUCGACAUGGUGUCUACAGGUCUCGAAUCGGCGCGUCUAAUAGCUCAACCAAUGCGCCAGAUACAGCGCUAUCGUUGGUUAUGGGUAGCAUCGCUGGUGGUGCUGUUUUCGACUCUAGCGGAGCUCACGAACGCAUCUGAGUGCAGCGCCUGUGGGUAUUUAGCUAAGAAUUGCAGCGACACAAGCGGCACGGACGACGUGGACGUGUGUGACUCCUCAAAACGCAUCCAGAUCGACGACGUCUUCUGCAAUGACGACGAAUGCCAAUGCGCCGACGGUCACAAGUGCGUAAGCACCCUCGUGGGCUGCUCCAACCUCUUCCAGGCGCGGAACCGACGGCGCUGUCUAGGCAACACGACGCUGACUCGACGCUUCGAGCAGUGUGCAAUCAGCCAGGGACUUACGACACUCAAUGCGUCCAACGUGGCUAGCGACUGGAUCUACUUCAAACAGGGCAAUAAGUGCCAAUCCACGGACUGUCUGGCUGUCCGGAUGUUCCACCAGAGCGGCCUCGUGCAGUGUGGCAACCUGUUGGCAGUGUGGAAGACCAAUUCAUCCAGUUAUGACCCGUCGGAGAGUGUGACGUUCAGCAUCUCUGAGGGUGGCGUGACGUAUCAUUUCGUUGCAGACGGCUCGCGUGGUAGCGAUAUGAAAGCGGGCACGUUCCUCUACUCGGUCCCGUGGUCUACCGAGGGUGUGACGUUAGUGACGAAGCAGGCGAACAGCUCGGCUAUUAACUCGUGCUACGUACUUCAGACGCGUAACCAGCCUAAUGGUACAUGUGAAGGCGUGUAUCUACAGUUUGAUGCCACUGUGCAGUUCGCAAACAGCGACGAGUAUGUGAUGUCCGAGUUGAGCUGGCCCGUGUGGGUGGCGGUUGUAGGAAGUGUGGCUGCUGCAAUUGCCGCCAUUGUUAUCAUGGGCGUGGUGGUCUAUCGCUUUCAGCACAUGGACUUGACCCCAUCAGUUGACGAGGAGGAAGAUGGUGGACUGUUGUUGGACGACCUCCGCGACCGCAAGCGGUCGAACCCUAUCAGCCCUGCCAGUCUUGGAUCAACCUCACCAGCCUCGGGCAGAGGACUUGAUCUCCGUCAACGGGGAUCGGCAGCACCGGACGUAACGCAGAUCGAGGCUGGAACUGGAAGAGCAACAUUGUAAAAGAAACACACAUACAUACAUACAGCAAGCGAAUUAACCUUUUUCGGUAAAAAUUUUACAUGGUCAUCAGAUUUUCUCUUGGA
Phytophthora nicotianae INRA-310 is the source of this 1440-nucleotide messenger RNA. RefSeq lists its product as hypothetical. The record is from RefSeq and is a predicted model, not a curated record. NCBI's taxonomy places the organism in Eukaryota, Oomycota, Peronosporomycetes, Peronosporales, Peronosporaceae. The coding region runs from base 206 to 1357 and encodes 383 amino acids. The transcript has a single exon.